AUGAGGCCUGAGAACCAGAGCAGGGUGUCCCAGUUCCUCCUCCUGGGGCUCCCCAUCCACCCAGAGCAGCAGGGCCUGUUCUUUGCCCUGUUCCUGGGCAUGUACAUGACCACAGUGCUGGGGAACCUGCUCAUCGUCCUGCUCAUCAGGCUGGACUCUCGCCUCCACACCCCCAUGUACUUCUUCUUCAGCCACUUGGCCUUCUCUGACAUUUCCUUUUCAUCUGUCACAGUUCCAAAGAUGCUCAUGAACAUGCAGACUCAGCAACAAUCCAUUUCCUAUGUGGGGUGCAUUUCACAGGUGUAUUUCUUUCUACUUUUUGGUUUCCUUGACAGCUUUCUUCUCACAGUGAUGGCGUAUGACAGGUAUGUGGCCAUCUGUCACCCUCUCCACUACACCAUCGUCAUGAGGGAGGAACUUUGUAUCAUCCUAGUGGCUGGAUGCUGGUUCUUCUCUUGUGCCCAAGCUCUUCUGCACACCCUCCUCCUGGACCAGUUGAUGGGCAAUACCAACUGGACCAGUGUAUCCCAUUUUGUUCUCUUGGGCAUCUCUACCCAUCUCGAAGAGCAGAUCCCACUCUUCUUUCUUUUUCUACUGAUGUAUGCAAUCAACAUUUUUGGGAACCUGGCCAUCAUCAUGUUGAUUAUCUCUACUCCACAUCUCCACACCCCCAUGUACAUCUUCCUCAGUAAUUUGGCUUUGGCAGACAUCUGUUUCACCUCCACCACGGUCCCCAAGAUGCUACAGAACAUUUUCUCACCUACGAAGGCCAUUACCUACAUGGGCUGCUUAGCCCAGACUUAUUUUUUCAUUUGCUUUGCAGCCAUGGAAAACUUUCUUCUGGCUGUGAUGGCCUAUGAUAGAUACAUCGCCAUCUGCUACCCUUUCCGCUACCCUACAAUCCUAACCAGAAUGCUGUGUUCACAGAUGGUGAUUCUGUGCCAUAUCCUCUCCCAUCUUCAUGCCCUGCUGCACACCUUUCUUAUGGGCCAAUUAAUCUUCUGUGCAGAUAACAAGAUCCUCCAUUUCUUCUGUGACCUCUACCCUCUGAUGAAGAUUUCCUGCUCCAGCCCCUACCUCAACACCCUGAUGAUUCACACAGAAGGUGUUAUUGUCAUCAACGGAACUCUGGCUUUCAUCAUUGCCUCCUAUGCCCGCAUCAUCUCAGUGGUCCUCCAGAUCCCCUCAGCCAAGAGCAAAUGGAGAGCCUUUUCUACCUGUGGCUCCCACCUCACUGUGGUCGCUAUCUUCUAUGGCACACUCACGUGGGUCUACUUCCGCCCCCUUACCAGCUAUUCGGAGACUGAGGGUCGCAUCCUGACAGUCAUGUACACAGUGGUUACCCCCAUGCUGAACCCCUUCAUUUACAGCCUGAGGAAUGAAGAUGUCAAGGGAGCCUUCAGGAAAUGGUGUGUUUAGGUGACAGUUCCAUGGCUGAUCUCCUUUAUGUUUUACCAAAUGAUUUGCAUCACCUGUUACCACUGUAGCCUC
Messenger RNA from Suricata suricatta (meerkat), 1491 nucleotides. Its product is annotated as olfactory receptor 1Q1-like. The transcript is spliced from 4 exons. The record is from RefSeq and is a predicted model, not a curated record. The coding region runs from base 1 to 1419 and encodes 472 amino acids. Gene Ontology annotation, cellular component: membrane. NCBI's taxonomy places the organism in Eukaryota, Metazoa, Chordata, Mammalia, Carnivora, Herpestidae. Gene Ontology annotation, biological process: G protein-coupled receptor signaling pathway. Gene Ontology annotation, molecular function: G protein-coupled receptor activity; olfactory receptor activity.